ACGAGAGGAAGAAGAAGAAGAAGAGGAAGAGAAAAAAAAAGUAAAAGAAGAAGAGAAAUAGGCCUAUUGUGUACAACAAGCGUUGUCAGUCCAGAGAACAGUAGAAAAGUUAUUUGGAAAGUUAUGGAGCAAACUCAGCAGCAGCAGAUGUUUGGUCAUCUAAACGGCAGUACAACCAGGAAGAGAGAAGACUAUCUAGAAUGGCCGGAGUACUUUAUGGCUGUGGCCUUUCUAUCAGCCCAGAGAAGCAAAGACCCAAGCUCACAGGUCGGUGCAUGUAUAGUGAACCAGGAGAAUAAAAUAGUUGGGAUUGGUUACAAUGGUAUGCCCAAUGGCUGUGAUGAUGACCACCUACCAUGGGCCCGGUUUGCUGAAGACCGACUUGACACUAAAUAUCCGUAUGUGUGUCAUGCAGAGCUGAAUGCCAUUAUGAACAAGAAUAGUGCUGAUGUGAAAGGCUGCACCAUGUAUGUGGCUUUGUUCCCCUGCAAUGAGUGUGCCAAGCUUAUCAUUCAGGCAGGUAUUACGGAAGUGAUAUUUCUCUCAGACAAGUACCAUGACAAGCCAGAGAUGAUUGCUUCCAGAAGGCUGCUCAGCAUGGCAGGCGUACAAUACAGGGAGUUCAAGCCCAAGAGGACUGAGAUUGUCAUUGAUUUUAAUUCUAUUAACCAGCCUGGAAUGCUGAGCAGUGCAAGCAAGUGAAAAUGCAAGUGGGGAGAAAGACUGACAAGAUUGAAAGGGACUUUGACACCUCUUUUCUGUAUGCCUUCUUGCCCCCCUGCUUUGUCCAAAGGAAAACUCAAUGACAACUUGGCUUUGGCUUCUUCUGAUAUUUAUCAUAUUCAAGAUUGUUAAUUUGAGGCUUCAGUGUCUGUGGCUAUCUGUGGUGAAAGGUCUUUCUGUACUGCUUUCACAGUUUUCCUUUGGGUUAGGAAUGUGAAGAUGAGUGAUUUUAAGGUCUUUAUUCUUAUGGCUGUCUGGACAAGUCCUAAAUAAAUUUUUUCCCCUUUCAAACAAGGUGUCAGACUAAUACAGAGGUAUGUUGAUAAUUUUGUUCAUUUGACUUUCACAUUCAUAGUGGAAACUGCCCAGUAGAUCAGACUUGUUCAGUUGAGUAUGGGAACUGCUCAGCCACAGUUGGCCUCUUAGCUUCUGGGUUUAUGUUUCACAGGGUACAACUUGUGUUUACAGCAUUAUUUUACAAAUAUGCCGUAAAGACUAUUUAUGCUGACUGGUUGUAUUGUAGCUGAGGGUUGCGCUUUCUAUCGAUACCUGAAACUUGCAUGUAAUUUGUAUUAAAUUAGUAUAUUUUGAAAUGUUUAAAACUUGUUUGCAACAUGUUUGUGUAAAAUUUAACACGUGUUCUUGCUUUUUAGUUUUGCCCUUUAUUUAAACUGUUUUUCAUAGAAAUUUUGAACUUUGUCAGAUAUCAAUAAUUUGUUUUUAAAAUUAAACAACUAUAACCCCCAUGAGGCUUUAGUAGUACAUCUGUGACUAAGACUAAGAAAUUAACUGCUUUCAUUAAAUGAGUUCCUAGAUUAUAAGGAUUAAUGUAGCCACUUUUUGAUUUGCCUAGUUAUUCCACCAUUAAUACUAAAUUUUUACACAUUGUGUAUGUGCAUAUUGUGUUC
Molecule: messenger RNA, 1631 nt
Organism: Monopterus albus (swamp eel)
Lineage: Eukaryota; Metazoa; Chordata; Actinopteri; Synbranchiformes; Synbranchidae
Gene: dctd
Product: dCMP deaminase
Exons: 6
Coding region: 124-702 (192 amino acids)
Cellular component (GO): cytoplasm
Molecular function (GO): dCMP deaminase activity; zinc ion binding
Source: RefSeq, a predicted model, not a curated record